AUGUUUAAUCGCUGCUUGCUCUUCAUGCAGUUCUUCGGCUUCCUUGCUGUACCCCCCCUUUGCGGCGUCACAUGGCUUGGAACUGCUUCGUCUGACUUGGCUCCCUUGGCGGUCGAGCACGUGGACGUCAUCGAGUGCUUGCCCAAGAACUGCGCUAUCGCUACCAUACGCGAUGACCUCGGUGUGUCCCACUUCAAGCUACAGCAUGCCAGUCACCCCAAAGCCCCGUCCUAUGAUCAGCCAAUCAUCGACAACUCUCGGUCUGUGACGUCAGCAGCCGACGGUAUAAAUGUCCAGCGCGUGGAUCGACUCUUCAGUGGGCUAGGCUGCAGCGGCACGGGCACGAUGUUUAAUCGCUGCUUGCUCUUCAUGCAGGUAUGUUACUAUUCCGAUACCGAGUGUAUCCGAUCUGAUGAUCGCUUUCUGCUGCUGCUCCCUUGCCCACAAUGUCUUGUAUCCUGCUGUUCGCAUGCAUUGUAUUGCGCAAGUUGUCUCCUCUUAAGCGGUGAUGUGGAAAUCAACCCUGGCCCGGGCCCUCGGUCUAAGUGUAGGCGUGCAUCCGGUUCUGCUCCCGAUGAGAAUGACGAUGCUCGCCCUUCCUUUGAUAGCCGCGAUAAAAACGAUCCUUCGGUAUCCGAUAUGUUCUCUAAAUUAUUGGAGGGGCAGACUCAGUUGGCACGAGAUGUUGCGGAAAUUAAGUCAUUUCAGCAGUCAGUCGCGCGUCGCUUUGAUGCUUUAGAGUCACGUGUUCAUGCACUAGAAUCCAUUCCUAUGUCCAAAGACUCUAGUUUACUGCGUGAUUUACGUGCUGAAAUAAAUGCCUUGACUACUAAGGUAACGGACUUGGUCUUAAAAAAUGAUAGCCUUGAAAACCAUUCUCGUAGAAACAAUCUGAUAAUACACGGUAUUUCUGAAGUAAUGGAUGAAAACGCUACCACCCUGAUGACUACAGUUUCAUCUGUGUUUACUCAGCACCUGCAUACUAGCUGCCCUCGUAUUGAGCGCUGCCACAGGCUCGGUAGAGCACGCACUGGUUACAUUCGUCCCGUCAUUCUUAAACUUUCUAACUUCAGCGACAAAACCGAGGUUCUUAGGAACGUUUCAAAACUCAAGGGCUCAAACUUCGUGAUUAAAGAAGACUUCUCUUCUAGGGUUCGGUCAAUUCGGAAAAAAAUCUGGGAUGCAUCAGCCUCUUUUCGGGACAGCGGUUCGGUUGUGAAGUUGAGAUACGAUCAUGCUUUCAUUAACAGGGUUCGUUAUAACUGGGAUGACAGUUCAAACUCAUUAGUAAUGGCACCCGCUCAACGUGUUUCUUCUGAGUCUGUCCAUUUGACUUCUGUGCCAUCCACUUCUUGAAUUCAUCCUGGUCGUUUUGAGAACCUUGUUGUCUUGAAUAUAAACGCUCGUAGUAUUGUUAAAAAAUUUCCUGAUUUAUUGUCCCUUAUAUCAAUUCAUUCCCCCCAUGUUAUCGGCAUCACAGAGACUUGGCUGCACAAUGGUAUCUAUGAAUCUGAGUUCACUCCACCCGGUUUUGUUGCCGUGCGCUUAGACAGAGUUAGCGGUACUGGUGGUGGCGUGGCACUGCUUAUCCGGUCGGAUAUACGAUUCUCAGUCUUGCCUUCUCCUCCAGAAACAGAAUCCGUGUGGUGUAAAAUUUACCUUCAUAAUCGGUGUAUUGUGAUUACUGUUAUAUAUCGUCCCCCCGGCUCUACUCUUGAUGUUCUUCAUGCUGUUUCAAACUUCAUGAGCGAGAUCAACAUUGCGUCGUCGAGUUUUAUCUGUAUGGGCGACUUCAACGCC
Molecule: messenger RNA, 1800 nt
Organism: Dermacentor albipictus
Lineage: Eukaryota; Metazoa; Arthropoda; Arachnida; Ixodida; Ixodidae
Source: RefSeq, a predicted model, not a curated record